Myxocyprinus asiaticus (Chinese sucker) is the source of this 3982-nucleotide messenger RNA. RefSeq names its product low density lipoprotein receptor b (gene ldlrb). The coding region runs from base 126 to 2735 and encodes 869 amino acids. NCBI's taxonomy places the organism in Eukaryota, Metazoa, Chordata, Actinopteri, Cypriniformes, Catostomidae. The transcript has 18 exons. Gene Ontology annotation, molecular function: calcium ion binding; protein binding. The record is from RefSeq and is a predicted model, not a curated record.
GUCAGGAGUCCAGAAGUGACCCAGUCACACAGUAAAGUCUAAUAGUUACUUCAGCAUCUGCGUCACCGGCCUAAAACUGUUUUACAGCGGAGAAGUACAACGCAAUUGUGAAUAUCAGUGAGCAAAUGAUGGAGAUUCGGAUCAGUGUUCGGCUCGGUUUCAUCUGUUCGGUUCUUCUGCUUCAGUGUCUUUUCAUCGGAACCAGUGCAGUGGUCUGCAGUCAGGGGCAGUUCACAUGUGGAAACGGGAAGUGCAUCACCAGCCGCUGGGUUUGUGACAAUGCAGACGACUGCGGAGACGGAACUGAUGAACUGGUUACGUCCUGCAGAGAGAAGUCGUGUUUGCCCAAUCAGUUCAGCUGCGGUGGGCGUCUCAAUGAGUGCGUGUCCACCAGAUGGCACUGUGACGGCAAAUCUGACUGUGAGAAUGGAGCCGAUGAGCAGGGCUGCGUGCUGAAGAACUGCACGGACGAGGAGUUUCGCUGUCGCAGCGGUCAGUGCGUGUCGCUCUCAUUUGUGUGCGACAAGGACUCGGACUGUGAUGAUGGCAGUGACGAAGCGUCCUGUCCCGCCCCCACCUGCAGCGCCGGCUCAUUUCAGUGCAAUAACUCCGUCUGCGUGCCGCAGCUCUGGGCAUGCGAUGGCGAAGCCGACUGCGCAGACGGGUCGGAUGAGUGGCCGCAAAACUGCGGUUCCAGACCGGUUCAUAACUCACGGAACAGCUGCAGGACUCACGAGUUUCAGUGCGACAGCGGCGAUUGCAUUCAUGCGAGCUGGAGGUGCGAUGGCGGGUUUGACUGCAGUGAUCGAUCAGACGAGGAAAACUGCACCACGCCCACCUGCCGCCCAGAUCAGUUUGUCUGUAAAGACGGCAGCUGUAUUCCAGGAUUGCAACAGUGCGACGGGAAUAACGACUGCAGAGAUCGCAGUGAUGAGAUGGACUGCGUCACAGUGAAUCAGUGUGAGUGGCCGAGCAGGUUUAAGUGUCGCAGUGGCGAGUGUAUCAGCGCAGAUAAAGUGUGUGACGGUCAGAGAGACUGUCGUGACUGGUCAGAUGAGCCAAUUAAAGACUGCAAUGUUAAUGAGUGUGUUAAUAACAACGGCGGCUGUUCUCACACGUGUAACAACCUGAAGUUUGGCUUCGAAUGUUUGUGUCCGAAGGGAUUUCACCUGAUCAACCGCACACACUGUGAAGACAUCGACGAGUGUUUGGACGCUGACAGCUGCAGUCAGAUCUGCAUCAAUCUGCCUGGCAGCUUUAAAUGCGAUUGUAACGAUGGAUAUGAACUUGAUCACAUGACCAAUGAGUGUAAAGCCGUUACAGGUUCUGGAGCAUUCCUGCUCUUCAGCACUCGUCAUGAGGUGAGGAAGAUGAUGCUGGGCAGCAGAGAAUACACAUCACUGAUCCUCCAGCAGAAGAAUGUGGUGGCGUUAGAUGUGGACAUUCACAACAAUAAGAUCUACUGGUCUGACGUGAGCCAGAAAAAGAUCUACAGCACACUUGCUAGUGACCCCACCCACCACAGCACUGUGAUUGACAGCCAAAUCUCCGCCCCUGAAGGACUCGCUGUAGACUGGAUCCAUGGAAACAUCUACUGGACUGACAGUGAGCUGGGAACCAUCUCUGUGUCAACAACAGAUGGCACCAAACGCAAGACGCUCAUCAAAGAUGGUUUACAGAAUCCUCGCGCUGUUGUCGUCGACCCACAGCGAAAUUUCAUGUUCUGGACGGACUGGGGCGAGUCUGCUCGGAUUGAGAAGAGUGGGCUCAACGGUGCUGAUCGAACACUUCUUGUUACGGACAACAUUGCCUGGCCAAAUGGCAUCACACUCGAUGUGUUAAAUGAGCGUCUGUACUGGGUGGACUCUAAGAUGCACACACUGUCCAGCAUCGGUGUGAAUGGCGACGGACGACACACACUGAUCUUUGAUGAACAAAAGCUCCCACAUCCGCUCUCACUCGCUGUGUUUGAGGAGAAAGUUUUCUGGACUGACGUCUCUAAUAACGGCAUCUGGAGCGCAAACCGCCUGACAGGUCAAGACAUCACAGCUGUAGUGCAACACCUGCAGUCGCCUGAAGAUAUCGUGCUGUAUCAUGACCUCAAACAACCCACAGGAACGGACUGGUGCAAAGAGACGGCUCUCGUGAAUGGAGGCUGUGAGUUUCUGUGUCUCCCUGCGCCACAGAUUAACACGCACUCGCCCAAAUACACAUGUGUGUGCCCUGAUCACAUGACCCUGAGCGCUAACAUGAGGACGUGUGUGUCAGCUCCAGACUUCACCGUGCCAUCACAAGCUGCAGCUGGAACUACAGCCAGAAGGCCCGCCCUGUUACCCACGGCAACCUUGACAUCCAGAGCGCGACCUACGACCACUACGGCAGCUCCGUCAUCUCAUCAACAUCAAGGCAGAAAACAGCCGCAGGACGCAAGCGGAAGUGAUGCACAAACGCACGCUAACAGAAUCAAUGAACAACACGAGCCGAUCACCUCCCCGUCCCAGCAUCCCACAGUCCUGUACAUCACACUUCCAUUAGUGGCCGUGUGUCUGAUGGUGUUUGGUGGCGUGUUACUAUGGAGACACUGGCGACUGAAGAACACGAACAGCAUUCACUUCACAAACCCGGUGUAUCAGAAGACGACAGACGACACAGUUCACAUUUUCAGAAGCCCCAGUUUGGAUGGAUACUCGCAUCCAUCGUGUCAGAUGGUGAGUUUGGAUGAAGAAUCACUCUGACAUGUUGCAGUGAUGUGGGUCAAAGGUCACUUCAGGCGCAGCUCACAGACCGUCAUGAAGAGAAACGACACGGAUCAGAUCUGAUUAUACCUGUUUAAAUUAAGAAAUGAAGUCUCACCCUAAUAUCUAAUGAAUGAAUGAAGCAGUUUAAUGUCAGAAGGACUUACAGGAAGAAUUUAAAUGCUGGCGACUGUAAAUGACCUCUGACAUCCUUGAAGGGUCACAUAACUCACAGGUCACGUAUGUUGUGACCUCAUAAAGGAUUCGGGGAUUUUGCACACUGCAGACACGCAGCUGUUUUAUAUAUUUAUUAGUAUCAUUAUUGUGCUUGUUGGCGUUUGAGAUCCAGUUAUUGACGGUAUUAUGAACAUGUUCUUAAUAUUUAAAAUGAUGUGGAGGGCAGACAGCUGUCGCUCUUUCUCUCUCCUGCACUAUAAAUGUCAGAUUUUAUUUGUGUUUUAUUCGCAGUAGAUUACAGACAUGAAUAUCUUUAUCAUUGUUGUUAUAAAUGAACAGGGCUGCUUUAUUAAUAAUGAAUAUUGCAAAGGGACACGACGAUUUUCCAAGGUGCCUGAUUUGUGUUUGUGGUUAUGAAGUCACAUGUGUGAUAUGAAGUUCAGUUCUUUAGGAUGAAAUAUGGGCCUUAAUAUUCAGUAAAGAUAAUACUGUAAGUGUGUGUGUACUGUACAGAGAAUAUUUACACAAAGUGAAUGUGUGUGUGUGCUGCGUCACCUACAGAGGUUCAGGUGACCCCUGACCUCACCUGUCCGUUAUAACGUUACAGGAACCUUUUCUUCUUGUGUUUUUUAAUUUGAUGUUCAGAUCAUGUUUAGAUCAGAUAAUGAAGAAUCACGUUCUGAACAUAUUAUCUUUAUUAGAAUAUCUGUUCUGUCUACACAUUUAAAACUCCAUCUUUGUAUAAAGAACAUUUUUUAUUUAUUGUGUACAUUUAAAUAUGUUGUGUUUGAAAGUGUACCAAAUGUGAUAGUGUGUUAUUGUGGUAAAAGCAUCUAUAAAUGUGUGUGUGCACUACAGAGGGAACCCUCAUUAAUGAAGGAUAAAACACAGAUGUGAAGUCAGGACUGUUUUGAGAUUUGUGCCUGUAAUCACACAGAUGGAAGUUGAUUUUGACCAGAACUCUUUUCUCUCUCUCUUACUGUUGUUUAUUUGUGGUCAGUUUUGUGAAGAUUUUUAUGAAGCUGUUUCAGUUGUUUAUUCUUUAUCUCAGGACUCAAUGUUCUUCAGAU